AACCCUAACAACAGCAACCUCAUCACACUCUGAUUCCCCAUCCGAAAAACCAUCGGAAGAGCGCCACUAUCUGCCUCCAUACAUAUUUAAUCGAAGGGAAACCCAAAAAAAGCUUCAAAUCAAAUCAUGGCGAUGGCGAAAUACGAUCUGACACCCCGAAUUGCUCCGAAUCUCGACAGGCAUCUGGUGUUUCCGCUGUUGGAAUUCACUCAAGAACGCGAGCUUUACCCAAACGAUCAAAUCCUUAAAGCUAAGAUCGAGCUUUUGAACAACACUAAUAUGGUUGAUUACGCCAUGGAUAUCCACAAGUCUCUUUACCAUACCGAAGAUGUUCCUCAAGAUAUGGUGGACAGGAGAGUAGAGGUAGUGGCAAGAUUGAAGUCUCUGGAGGAGGCAGCUGCUCCAUUGGUCACAUUUUUGCAAAAUCCAAGUGCAGUUCAGGAGUUGAGGGCUGACAAGCAGUAUAACCUUCAGAUGCUCAAUGAUCGUUAUCAGAUUGGUCCAGAACAGAUUGAAGCAUUGUAUCAGUAUGCCAAAUUUCAAUUUGAGUGUGGAAACUACUCAGGAGCUGCUGACUAUCUGUAUCAGUACAGAGCUUUGUGCACCAAUGCUGAAAGGAGUCUGAGUGCUUUAUGGGGAAAGCUAGCAGCUGAAAUUUUGAUGCAGAAUUGGGAGAUUGCUCUUGAAGAGCUGAAUCGAUUGAAAGAAAUCAUUGACUCAAAGAACUUUGCUUCUUCUUUGAAUCAAGUUCAAAGUAGGAUAUGGCUGAUGCACUGGAGUUUAUUCAUCUUCUUCAACCAUGAUAAUGGAAGAACACAAAUUAUCGACUUGUUUAACCAGGAUAAGUAUUUGAAUGCCAUUCAAACAAAUGCUCCACAUCUGUUGCGUUACCUUGCAACUGCAUUCAUUGUGAACAAGAAGAGAAGGCCUCAGUUCAAAGAAUUCAUUAAAGUGAUUCAGCAAGAACAACACUCUUUUGCAGAUCCUAUUACAGAGUUUUUAGCAUGUGUUUAUGUCAAUUUUGACUUUGAUGGGGCUCAAAAAAAGAUGAAAGAGUGUGAGGAUGUGAUACUAAAUGACCCUUUUUUGGGGAAACGAGUUGAAGAAAGCAACUACACAGUUGUUCCAUUGAAGGAUGAGUUUCUUGAAAAUGCUCGUCUUUUUAUCUUUGAGACCUACUGCAGAAUACAUGAGCGCAUUGACAUGGGGGUGCUUGCUGAGAAACUAAACCUAAACUAUGAAGAUGCAGAAAGGUGGAUUCUGAAUCUCAUCCGAACCUCAAAGCUUGAUGCUAAAAUCGACACUCAAACUGGAACCGUUGUAAUGGAACCUAAUCAUCCCAAUGUGUAUGAGCAACUUAUUGACCAUACCAAAGGUUUGUCGGGGCGUACUUACAAGUUAGUUAGUCAGCUCUUGGAACAUUCUCAGGCACAGACUGCUCGAUGAUUCUUUGUUUUUCUAGGCUUUGCGGAUUUUGACUCUUGAUAUUGCUUAUUUUGAACUGAGAGUUUUGCGAGAAACGUGUAGCUUGAUAGGAACUGGUCUGAUUGCUUGUAAUUUUGGAGCUUGUUAAUUUCAUCUACUAUCACUAUCGAUUAUCUAUUGUUAUAGAUUUGUUUUAUAA
Messenger RNA from Lactuca sativa (garden lettuce), 1624 nucleotides. It is a transcript of the gene EIF3E, whose product is annotated as eukaryotic translation initiation factor 3E. Gene Ontology annotation, molecular function: translation initiation factor activity. Gene Ontology annotation, cellular component: eukaryotic translation initiation factor 3 complex; cytoplasm. Lineage: Eukaryota; Viridiplantae; Streptophyta; Magnoliopsida; Asterales; Asteraceae. The record is from RefSeq and is a predicted model, not a curated record.